UGUGUGUGAUGACCGCACAUCAUGACACUUCUCUGUCAACGGGCGGAAGAGACAGGUCGUCUAGCUGUUAAACUUUCCUUCACACAACUAUAAUAAAAGUAGAAAUGCUAAGCCAUACUUUAUGCAGACCUUCGGAACCCAGGUUUGCUAAUUUAAGUCAGCAGAAGAUGAGUCAUCUGGAAAAAGAAUGUAAACAUUUGCCUCCUAGGAAUCCUAUUGAAGCUUUCAGACAUUGGCAACCCUCUUACCACAGUGAUUUGAACUGCCCAAUCUGUCUCCAAACUGCUACUUUCCCAGUAGAAACCAAUUGUGGACAUUUAUUUUGUGGUGCCUGUCUAAUUACAUACUGGAAACAUGGUUCCUGGUUAGGAGCAAUAAACUGUCCUCUCUGCAGACAAAAAGUGAUUCUUCUGUGUAAUGCCUCUUGUGAAAAUCAACAAGAUAAGCCAAGCAAACGCAUUGUACAUGACAUCAGAGAUUACAACAAGCGGUUCUCUGGACAACCUCGACAUUUUGCAGAUUACCUUUAUGACAUGCCGCUACUCCUAAAUCUUGCCUUAAGAGGAAUCUUCACCCUGGGUGGUCUUGUAUGGAUUUUCUUCCUAAGAAUUGUUGUUUGUGCCUUUGGGACCAUCAUGUGCUUAACUUCCCGAUUUGACGUCAUGCAAGAACCUCUUUGUAGAAUCCUCGCAGCAGUUGAUGACCUAGUUGUCGUUUUCCUCCUUUUAAUUUGCAUGUUUAAUAUUUGCCAACAAAUGGAAUCAGAAGGUGUAAAUAUGGAAAGUUCUACAACUCAGAGCAUGCUGUCAGAAUCCUGAUAGUCUCAAACUUCUACUUCUUCAUGGACCUUCACCAGAUUGUGUUAGGCUGCUCUAGGACUCCAGAGAUAGCGUGAGAUGGACUGAUUUUUGAAGAACAUUCUAAUGUUAACUUACAGUGGAGAAAGAAUCAAUACACUUGUCAUGGUCAAGUAGUUAAUUUGUGCAAAUGCUCACAAAACUAGGUUUUAAUACAACCAUGUAUUUACUAAGUUCCUGCAAAGUGGAGCAGCAUUUUAUGUGACUUCCCUUAACAUACAGCACCUAAAAUGACAGAGUCUGGGAGCUAUGCACAAAGUCUAAAAUUGCAAAGCCAGUCACUUUGUACCUGAACAAUUUUUAAGAAGCCUCUUUACACGAAACUAGUUACAUCCAGUUUUAUUUUACAAAAUGUAAUUUUGAAAACCUAGAUAGUCUUAUUACAAUAAAACUUGUUAAGACAUCUCAUGUGCAGUAUGGGGAAUAAAAUGUCAAUUAGGUGGUUUUUUAAGAGGCUAUCUGUAGGUGCUUUGUGCCACCAAAGCUUAUUACAAUAAGAAAUCCAUUGGAUUAUAAACUUUCCCAGGCAUCUGACUAAUAAUGAUAAUCUUGAUGUUAAAACAAUGAGAAUGUGUUCAUAAUAUUAGUCUGAAUCAAAAUACAAAAUGAAAGUACUAUAGUGAGAGUGACAUAAAAAGGGUUUGAAAGGAUUUUGCAAGAAAUCUGAACAAAUCUUUAUUCAACUCUCAAAUAAAUGAACACAAGAUACAAGUUUUAGUAUUGUGUGCUAAAAUAAUCUGUGCACCUCAGUUUUAACAAAUUCAACAUUGUUAUUCAGUUCCUGUAAACUUUGUGUUCUUCCUGUAGUUUCCUUGAAAGGUCAGCAAAAAAAAAAAAAAAAAAAAUAUCAAGACCGAUUUUUUUAUUAUAUAAAUUGUAGGAAGCCCAUGACAGAUUUUUUUUUGCAAGUAGUUAAAAUUAUUGGGAUACUGAAAGAAAACACUGCCUUCUGUACAUAGAUAAUCUGUGAUAUGUACUGAGACUAAUGGAACUACACUUCACAUGUUACUUGUAUAUAAAUGUGUAUAUGCAUAUAUAUCUAUAUCUAUAUAAAAUAUGAAUAUUUAUUGUUCACAACACAGUGGUCUCUAAUAGUCAUAUUCAUUGGAUUGGAGAAGAGGGAGCAUAUUCAACUGACAUAAUUUUUAUCAUUCUCUCGAAGUUCAUGCUCAGAUAUACCAAUACUGAACACCACUUUUCUCCAUUGUUACUUACUGUAUUGUGUUCCCCCACUUUAAAACCUUAUACUGUCAUUAUUUUUAAUUAUGAAUGCAGAAAACAGAGAAAUCUUUACUCAUACUAAGUACUAAAGUGAGGGCAACAAUUGAUUUUCCAUAAGUUCCAAGGCAGGAAGCAUAUUGUUUCUUUUUUUCUUUUUUUUUUAAAGUCACCAGCUGUUUUGGAGCACUACCAACUACUACUAACAUUCAUUUUUUAUAAAGAAACUGGCUGUUAUUUUUUAAAUACCCCGAGUAUCAUUAUUUGCAUGUAACUUGGCGUGACAAUAUAACUCUGUGCCGUUACUAAAGAAUGGAAUUUCUAUUAAGCCAAAUGCAUAAAACUGAAGGUCAUAUUUCAUAUAAAUGUGCUUACAGGUUAUUGCUAUUAUAUGGUAAGGGCUCAGUGUGAGAGUGGCCAAACAACAGGCUGAGAGCGUGGGAGUGAAAAAUGUUGUUAUUGGUGAGCUAAAACAGAGCCAUAAUUAGUUUUCAUGGUUUGUUGUAUGAUUUUUAAGGCUGCUAAACUACUCUCUAUUCUCCCCUUCAUGGUGAGUGCUGUCUCCUUUGCUUCUGAAACAGGAUUAAAGCCCUAACUUGCUGGGCACUGGUAUUAAAACAAGAACAAAUACACAAAUCUAAUAUAUAAAGGAGAAUGUUUGUAUGUGUGUGUGCUAAUAACUUGGACACUAUGGGUGUGUCUAAACUA
Messenger RNA from Pelodiscus sinensis (Chinese soft-shelled turtle), 2783 nucleotides. RefSeq names its product E3 ubiquitin-protein ligase RNF170-like. Gene Ontology annotation, molecular function: metal ion binding; ubiquitin protein ligase activity. The record is from RefSeq and is a predicted model, not a curated record. Lineage: Eukaryota; Metazoa; Chordata; Testudines; Trionychidae.